UGGAAUCAUCAUCAGUCGAAGCACGGUUCUCUCAUUUUCAGCUUCUGUCAGCUUUCUCUCCACAAGCGAUUACUCCGGCCAUGGCAUCUUCUCAGAAACUGGUCUCUAUCUGCCUUUGCUUACUGUUGUGUUCUUCACUAAUUGUUGUCGAGGCAGGACACGGUAUGAUGGGCGGAAUGUUUGGAGGUGGAGGAAAACAUGGCGGAGGUAUGGGAGGUGUUGAAGCUUUAUUAGCAGCUGGAAUCUUAGCCAAGCUCCUGUCUCAUCAUGGAGGAGGUGGACACCACCAGCACCAAAUUCAAUAUGUGCCUUACCAUGUCGGAGGCUAUGGAGGUCAUGGAUGGGCAUAAGAAUGCCUCUAAAAGUCGAAAAUAAGCCAUAAAUACAAAUGCUGCCUACUUGGUUUUUGUACAUAUAGUCAUUUUGCCAUGUAGAACCUAUAUUUGUAAAUAAACAUCCUACCAUCACAAA
Messenger RNA from Stegodyphus dumicola, 471 nucleotides. RefSeq lists its product as uncharacterized. The record is from RefSeq and is a predicted model, not a curated record. Lineage: Eukaryota; Metazoa; Arthropoda; Arachnida; Araneae; Eresidae.